Menidia menidia (Atlantic silverside) is the source of this 2913-nucleotide messenger RNA. Lineage: Eukaryota; Metazoa; Chordata; Actinopteri; Atheriniformes; Atherinopsidae. The record is from the annotation of a GenBank genome assembly.
AUGGCUGCCCAGUGCGACACUUUAAGUGGAUACUUGCAGCAGUCGGACCAGGGCUCCAACAGCGAACGCAGCACCGACUCUCCCCUCCCGGGAUCAGAGGAGGACCUCAGCGGCCCCCAUCCGCUGCCAGACCCGGAAUGGACCGAGGAGAGGUUUCGAGUGGACCGAAAGAAGCUGGAAGUUAUGUUGUUAGCUGCCUCUGAGGGGAGAGUCAAUGGCGGUGAGGAUUUCUUUCAGAAGAUCAUGGAUGAGACCCAAACACAGAUAGCCUGGCCCUCAAAACUGAAAAUCGGAGCCAAAUCCAAAAAAGAUCCACACAUCAAGGUGUGCGGCAAAAGAGACAACGUGAGAGAAGCCAAAGACAGGAUUAUGUCUGUCCUUGACACAAAGAGUAACAGGGUGACUCUGAAGAUGGAUGUUUCCCACACAGAGCACUCACACGUGAUUGGCAAAGGUGGCAACAACAUUAAGAGGGUGAUGGAGGAGACCGGGUGCCACAUCCAUUUCCCAGACUCUAACAGGAAUAACCAAGCGGAGAAAAGCAACCAGGUGUCCAUCGCAGGGCAGCCAGGAGGCGUAGAGGCUGCCCGAGUGAAAAUAAGGGAGCUGCUACCUCUUGUGCUGUCAUUUGAACUUCCAGCCAUCAUGCAGUCUGACCCCAGCUCGCCCACUGUGCAGCACAUCUCACAGACCUACAACCUCACAGUUUCCUUUAAGCCUCCUACACGCCUCUACAGGGCCACAGGGGUUGUUCGUGGCUCACAGAAUAACACCAAUGCAGUGAAGAGAGGCACUGCUCUGUUGUUGGAGCACCUGGCCGGUAGUCUGGCAAGCACCAUCUCAGUCACCACCCACCUGGACAUCGCUCCACAACACCACCUUUUCAUGAAGGGUCGCAAUGGCAGCAAUAUCAAGCACAUCACCCAAAAGACAGGAGCCCAGAUCCACUUCCCUGAUCCCAACAGCCCGCAGAAAAAGUCCACUGUCUACAUUCAGGGCACCAUCGAAUCAGUGUGCCUCGCCCGCCAGUACCUCAUGGGCUGCUUGCCUCUGGUAUUGAUGUUUGACAUUAAAGAAGACAUUGAGGUGGAGCCCCAGUGUAUCACAGCACUGAUGGAGCAGCUGGAUGUCUUCAUCAGUAUUAAACCAAAGCCAAAGCAGCCCAGCAAGUCUGUGAUUGUGAAGAGCGUGGAGAGGAAUGCAGUCAACAUGUAUGAAGCCCGAAAGUUUCUUCUGGGUCUUGAGAGCAACGGAGUGUCUUGUUCUUCCCCCUCGGUGGCUCUGAAUCCCACCACUAAUGGUCCAUCUCCAUCCCUCAUCUGCCCCGUUGGCCUGGACAUUCUGACCUCAGCUGGCCUGGGGUUGAGCAAUCUGGGUUUCCUGGGUGCGACGGCGCCCCACUCUCUCCCAAACUCUGCCGCCCCAAACGCUAUACUGAACAGCUUAAACUCAUCUCUGAGUCCGCUUCAGACACCAAGCCCCAGCACCCCUGCCCCCUCCCCCUCCCUCUGGCCCAGUUCGCUCACCAGCGCCCAGAGCUUCUCAUCUCAGCUGUUGCUGCACCCUGCCACUCAGGCCACCCUGAGCAGCAUCCUGCUGUCAAGCGUGCAGGGUUACACACACAGCACGCCAUCGCCUCCACCUGGCCUCGCCCCCAUAGACAAGCAGUCGAACGGGGUGCCUGACUGCACUCUGAAUGGACAUGUCAAGCAUCCUGGCUCCGUUUACGGGAGGUUAGCAACAGCAGCACUUGCAGAAACGGUUCUGAGUCCAGCUCCUUGUGACUCUGCUCAAGAAGCCAGUGGACACAAUCCAUCAGAGCCGCUAUCAAGCAAGUCCAGUCAAGAUCAAGGCUCUGAUACAUUUGUAGAGGUGGGCAUGCCGAGAAGCCCCUCUCAUUCAGCUAAUGGGAGUGAGCUUAAACAGAUGCUGGCUUCAUGUAAGGCCUCCGGGAAACGACAGGCUGUGGAGCUCCUGCAAGGCACCAAGAACUCUCAUCUACAUUCUGACUGUCUCCUCUCGGACACUGAAUCCAGCUCGUCAGACAGUCCUGUAGCAGAUAAGAGGGCGCCGGGGAGCGAGCGGGCAGCCGAGAGGGCAGCACAGCAAAAUGAGAGGGAGAGAAUCAGACUGGCACCACAGACGUCCUUUGCAAACAUGCAGGCCUUUGACUAUGAACAGAAGAAGUUGUUGGCAACCAAAGCUAUGUUGAAGAAGCCCGUGGUGACUGAAGUGCGGACCCCUACUAACACUUGGAGUGGUCUGGGCUUCUCAAAGUCCAUGCCAGCGGAGACCAUCAAAGAGCUGCGAAGAGCUAAUCAUGUCUCAUAUAAACCUAGCAUGAGCACCACAUAUGAGGGUUCCCCGCUGUCCUUGUCUCGAUCCAGCAGCCGAGAAGGCGUAGGCAAUGGUAGUGAUUCUGACAACUGGAGGGAGAGAAACGGCACUGGUAACGGCCUGCCAAACCACACCGAGUUCCCCUCCGCUGUCAGCAGUCCAAAGAGGAAGCAGAACAAAUCUGCUGUCGAGCAUUACCUCAGCAGCAGCAACUACAUGGACUCCAUCUCCUCAGUAACUGGCAGCAACGGCUGCAGUCUGAAUUCAUCCCUGAAAGGAUCUGACUUGCCAGAGCUUUUCAGCAAGCUGGGUUUAGGGAAAUACACAGACGUUUUCCAGCAACAAGAGAUUGACCUCCAAACAUUCCUGACUCUAACGGACCAGGACCUGAAGGAAUUGGGCAUCACCACCUUUGGUGCCCGCAGGAAAAUGCUCCUGGCCAUUUCAGAACUAAACAAGAACCGGAGGAAGCUAUUUGAGCCACCCAUCAGGUCCUCUUUCCUGGAGGGGGGAGCUAGCGGUCGCCUCUCCCGCCAGUUCCACGCUGACAUGGCCAGCGUCAGUGGGCGAUGGUAG